AUGGCGCAUCUUUUGAAGCUUCCGGAAGAACUCUUCGUUGUUAUAGUUUCACUUCUCUCUAACAAGGAGAUAAAACAGAUGCGACUCGCCAACCGAGAGUGCCGUGAUCGUCUGGCGCUCCGGAUCGAACGCGUCUAUAUCUCUCCAAACACAACAAAUCUUGAAGUCUUCUUGGCCAUUUUGGAACAUCCUCAUUACCGCCCACUUAUCAGAGAGAUCAUUUGGGACGAUGCAUUACUUGAGCAUUAUCGUUCGCCAGAAGAAGAAGAAAUCGACUUUGAAGACGAUCAUAAAGAGACUGUCAAUCUCUUGUCGUACGACGAUUUCGAGCACGGUUUGGACGCCUAUCAAGGGCAAUGCUUUCCUGAUGGCCCGAAACAAUUUGCUGCAGCCAAAAAGUGGUCGAUGACUGGCCAGUGUCUGGAAGAGGAUGUCCCUGGCUGUCUGACAAUUCAGGAGAAUAUCGAUAUUUAUCGUCGGCUCUUUGAAGACCAGGCAAGAAUUAUCUUGGAGAAAGCAGACGUUCUUGCCUUCCGUCGCGGGCUUGCUGAAUUCCCAGCUUUACAACGAAUCACAUUGACCAGCGUAGCUCAUGGCCCUAUCAUUCACCGUCCUUGUCACACCACGCCCAUGAUCCGAGCCUUGCCGAUCAAUUUUAUGUACCCCUGCCCC
Molecule: messenger RNA, 672 nt
Organism: Dissoconium aciculare CBS 342.82
Lineage: Eukaryota; Fungi; Ascomycota; Dothideomycetes; Mycosphaerellales; Dissoconiaceae
Exons: 1
Source: RefSeq, a predicted model, not a curated record